AAAUUCAUUACGACGAUUGUUGCUGCUUCUUUGCUGAGAUACGUUCACUAGUCUGUACCUGUAUUUCUGCUGCGCGCUCACCACCUUGUAAUACUGCUCAACCAAAUUUUGCGUCAUACAUAUUUCAUUACUACUAGUGCCAAAUAUCAGAUAAUUCAAAUAUCAUUAUCCAAGUCCUCCAUAUAUUGAAAAUGGUGCGUCAGAUAAAUAACUCUAAAGUAUAUACCAGCAAUGAUUCCUCCUCCUCUUCAUUGUCGUCGUCAUCAUCAUCUCUAAAGAAACUGCUCAUUGCAAUGUUUCAAAUCCUUCUAGUACUCUUUCUCAUCACACAACACGAAGAAGUGAAAGGACAAAUCUUUCCUCUGGUUGCCGAAUCAUCAAUUUAUAAGAAUGCCAUUAUUAUGCCUCCUCCUACAUCAAAGUUUGAACCUAAAUUUGCUUUACAAUGGGAAGAAAUAACAAGUGCUUCAACAAUUUCCACCAAUUAUUUAAAUUUCCACUCCCAGUGUGCUCUAGGUACUGAUAAAAUUGUAAAAACAUCAGAUAUUGACAAUAUCAAUAAUAAUUUAAAUAAUGGGUUAAAGGUAAUCAAAUGGAAAUUAACAGUUGGUGUGGGUAGCAAUUUUCAUAAUGCAUUGUUCGGAUUUUCUGAUGGUUCUGCAAAUGGUUGGACUAAAAUGAAGAAUGUCAUGUCAAACAAUGCUGCCUAUUCCUCUACAGUUAAUGGUAAAUGGAGUACUAGCAGUUCAACUACCAGUUUCAAGACAAAUUUCUAUUCCUCUCUUGUUUAUCCACCACAGGUUUAUAGAUUUGAUAAGGGAGAAGUUAAUACUAGACCAAAUUUACAAGGAUAUGCUUCAAUGUCAUCACUCAACAUGACUUUCUAUGACAUGUUCUCAGGAUCAAAACUCUUGUAUAACAAUCAAGCUUUCCUAUCUAGUAAUAGUAAGAAUGCGUUGCCAUUAGUAAUUUCGGGAGAUCUUAUUGAUGCUAUGUAUAAUUCUGAUCCAAGUAAUGCGACCAUUGCUAAAAUAGCUUCUAUUCGUGAAGGUUUUAGAAAUGAAGAUGACCUUUCCUAUCUAUAUGGACCUGAUGGUACUAGUUCUAUUGGUGGUUUUUUAAGAAGUCGUUCUCAAUCUAAUUGGACAGAUAUGUCUUCUACACCUUCUGAUUUUGUUGUUCUAUCCAGUUAUGAGAAUUAUGUUUAUGGUACUGACUUUUAUUUCACAACCACUAAUUGCUUUAAUGAUUUGGUCAAUAGCAAUUCAACAAGUGGAAAUGAAUUAUACUUUUUCGUUUCCCUUUUCAAUUAUUACACACUUCUUAGUAGCAAGUUUAGUUCUAGAAUUGACAAUUCCUACAAUAACAAUGUCUUGAAGAUGUUCCUUGCUUUUAACAUGACACAAUUAUUGACUACUCCAAAUGGAAACAAAAUGUUUCCAACCAUGAUGCAAAGUUCAUCAUCUGCUACUACUCCUUCAUUCAAGGAUUCUACAGCAAGAUAUUUCAUUUCAGAAUUCCAUUACAAUACUCUUACUACUUAUCAACAAUUGAGAUAUUUGAGAACUACUCACGUUUUCUUCUAUGGUUUGAUUAUUAUGACCAUUCUCUUCAUGUUUAGAAAGCAACAACCUGUCAAGUCCAGAUUUAUGAUCAACGCUUCUGUAUGUGGUGUUGCUAUUUUCUAUGGUCUCUUUGGUAUUAUCAUGGCUGCUGCAGUUCCAGAUUAUGACGGUAUUGUAAGUGCUGCUGAAGUUUUAUUCUACUUGGUCUUGGGUUUCUUAUACGUCUUGUCUGCUGUUAGAUAUUUCUUCUCCAGAAAUUUGUAUAGAACUAUGAGAAUUAACUUCUCAAAGGAAAAGAAAAAGAAGGAAAAGAAAGAUUCUGAUACUUUUGAAGAAAAGCAAUUGAAAUUGCUUAGAUUGUUGGCUAAUUUGGCUUCAUGGAAAGUUUUCCUUGUUGGUGUUAUUGCAGUAGUAGUUUUAAUUGCUGGUCUUUCCAUUUUCAUUUUGGUUUCUAUUUUGACUGGUGCUGCUGAUAAUUUCACUGUUUCAAUUUCACAAGUCGCUACCUAUGUCAAGUUGGCUGGUUUGUUGGGCUUGGUCUUUCCUACUGCUAUUAUUUCUAUCAUUCUUGAUGCUAGUAUCAAUUUUAAGAGAAUCUUCAGAAAGGGUGGUCUUAAAUGGUAUCUCAUUCAAGAUGACCCUCUCUUAUUUAGAGCCGAAUUUGCUGUCUUUAUACCAACUGUUUGUUUGGGUGUUUUACUCUUUGGAUUGGAUCAAUUUUACAAUGGUUUACCUUGGUGGGAUUUGGAGCAAAAAGCUGCCACUUAUCUUGGUCACGGUUUAGUCUAUACUGUAUUUGAAGUUUCACUUCUCUUGUUAGGUUGUGGUGGUUUCAUUGUCAUUGUCCAAACAAUUCAAACAGUUCGUAUCGCCAUCCGUAGAGGUUCACUUUUUGAUAAGUCUGAUACCGAUGUCAGUAAAUCCAAAUCAGGAGGAUUAGGUCUUGGUGAGAAGACUGAAUUUGAACUCUUUAUGGAAAGUGUUGAAGCAAGAGCCGUCUUGAAACAAUAUUGUGAAAGCGAAUUUUCAUUGGAAAAUUACUUGCUUUUCGAAUUGGUAGAAGAUUUGCACAAACUUGUGCUCAUUGAACAGACUCAAGGUGUUUUACAGGAACCUGUCGCCAAACCAAAACCAAAGCAAUUAUUAACUGUUCAACAUUCAAAUUCUUUCAGAAUGAGUGGUGAUUUCAAUGGGGCAUCUCCUUCUGGUCUUCAACCUAACACUACCACAAAUAGUGGAGCUCCAACAACUAUUACCCCAAAUGGAUUGUUAAAUCCAGCUGAUAACACUUCAAUGACUACAUCAUUUACUUCAUCUGGUUCAGAGGUUGUCUUUUUGAAUAAUGAAGAUCCAACUUCACCAACCAGUCCAUCGACAAUUUCAGAGCCAUACUCUCCUUCUAAAUUAUCAACAAACGGACCAAACAAGGAAAAGGAUAAGAAUAAGGGACCAGGUGAUGUAACCCUCCAAAUUGAUAGAAUGAUUGUCAAGAUUUUAAAGACAUACUUGAGUGAAAACUCUGUUUUGGAAGUCAACUUACCAAACACAACUCGUAAACAAGUUUUACAUGCCUUCCGUAAACGUGUCUAUCCAGAUGACAUGUCUAAGACAGGAAGUGCUUCUGGCUCAAAGAAUUUUGAUAAAUCACCAAGAUCUCAAAGACCAGAUACAGACAAGAAACCAGAAUCAAUUGACGUUGAAAUUUUGGCAAUUUUGAAACAAGAUGUAUGGUUGAAUUUGAAAGAUACUUUUGGUAGAUUGCAAUUGACAAACGAAUAUCAAUUGUUAAAGAAGAAACAAGCUUUGGAAAAGGAAUUGAACGUUGUAUAAUUUUUUGCAAAUUUCAUAAAGUUUCAUUUUGUU
Naegleria gruberi is the source of this 3428-nucleotide messenger RNA. RefSeq lists its product as uncharacterized. The transcript has a single exon. Bases 192 to 3395 code for a protein of 1067 amino acids. The record is from RefSeq and is a predicted model, not a curated record. Lineage: Eukaryota; Heterolobosea; Eutetramitea; Acrasida; Naegleriidae.